AUGGCGCCUUCUCUCAAUGCCCACGCUUCUUUCCAGCGUCCGCGGACUGGCGACCGCGAAGGCCGUCCCGGAACCCGCGACCAGGCCGACAGCAACCUUAUCAUCCCGAGCCGCACGUCGUCGCUCCACUCGCGCAUCACGCAGCCGAUCCCGUCGACGCUCAAUGCCAAGCCCCAGCAGCGGACGCCCAAGACCCUCACUCAUGCCUACAUGGUGUGCGGCGUUGGCCGCGAGCCUUCGCAAUGGGUCAAGGCUCCCGCGCCCGCGCAGGGAAAGAUUGGGCACAUGAAGGGUGCCGUGGGCCAAUUCUGGCUUCCCGAGAUCCUAGGAAGCAGCCCGAGACUGGAGCAGGACAACGAGAUUGCGCGUGCUUUGCAUUCGGCCAUGAGGGCCUGCUUCCCUCACGAUGUUGAGAUCUGCACUGGUCGAAGCCAGCCUCACUGUGUUCACCACGCAUUUGUUCUCCAGCAGGAUUCUUCGCACACUCUAUACGGCAUUUGCCUGCGUGUUUGGUCGCGCGCUGACGAGAAGAGAGCCGAGACCAUCCGGGAGCUGAGAAAGAGAACCGAGCCCGACUUCUACGACAAUGCUGAUGAACAGUACUGGAUUCCAUAUUGCUUGUCGUUCCUUUCCCGGUAUCCUCUCUACAAUCUGCUCGGCGAUUACCUGCGCGGCAUGUGGAUUCACUGGAACAAGGCCACAAACCUCUUCCACGCCGAGGAGGUGUCGCGGAUCCUGAGUUUCCCAGCUCCUAGAUUGAACGACUUGGUUCGCAUCGACAUGAAAGACUACGCUCUUUGCUACCAAUUUCCUUCCUCGCCCACCGGCUUCCAGAACUUUGCCAUGUGGCCUCUAUUCUGCUGCCUUUCAAUCCCCAACAUUGUCGGCGUAAUCGAGGCUGCCAUCUCGCCCACUCGCCGCAUCAUUUUCGUCAGUCAUUACCCUGCGAUGCUGACAAUGGCUGCCGAGACGGUCCGCUUCUGCGUCCGCGUCUAUGAGUGGAGCGGCCUUUAUGUCCCGGUUGUUCAUGCUCGGCAUGCCAAGGAGCUCGUCCAGGAGCCCGGCCCGUACAUCCUCGGUAUCACUGCCGAGUGCAGAUCUCUCUUCACCGCCCCAACCGAUGCCUUGGUCGUUGAUCUGGACCGUAACUUUGUCCUUACAUCGAGCCCGCCGACUGCGCUCAAUGCGGGCCAACGCAAUAAGUUUGUGACCCGCCUGACGCAGUCUCUGAAUGGCGAUGUCACACCGUCCGGCGUUCCCCAGCACCUGCGGUCUGCUUAUGGUGGGGGAAAGCUAGUCCCGGCUGGCCAGAUCAUUGUGAUGCGCGGAGAGGUUGAAUCGAUCCAAGACCCCGAAUGGUGGAAUCAGGAUCCUGUUAUGUCCGUAAUGGACCACGUCUGCGAAAAGAUGGGCCGAAACACGGGCUUGAAGGCCGUCUUCGGCGGGUCAGUCAAGAAACCCUUGAUGACCAAGGUAUCAAUGAGGCACUUGAAUGAGAUUGUCCGUGAGCGAAACCAGUAUUCGCGAGAUGCUUUGGAAGCCUGGCAAGAUUUCAUCAACCUAAAGGGGCGGAUGGAGACCGAACUCAACAAAGUCACCAAGCGAAACAACUAUCUGGUUGAGGAGCUUGAGAGCUGGAAGCAGCAGUUCCUCAAAUUCCAGGCCUUUGCCGAGACGCUCACCAAGGAGACGCAAGAUCUCAAGGUCAAGAUUGAGAACCACAAGCGCGAGAACCGUCGCCUGGGUGGUCUUCUCGAUCAACAGAAGGAUGACAAUGCACGGUUGUCUGUCCGCCUUGCUGGCACCGAGAAGCAGCGCGACGAUGCUCUGGAAGCUCUGGUUCUGCAGCAAGAAAUUGCAGAGGAGCUGGAGCGUGAGCGCAAGAGAAACAGGAAGGAGCUCACUGCUCUGCAGCACACCAACGUCACCAUUCUCCGACAGCGUGAUGAAGCUCGUCGUGUUGUGUUGCACCUGCGAAGCCUGAUUGCAGGCCAGCAUCACCAUAUGGAGCACCUCGUUAAGACCCUGACGUCUCCCGAUGAGCUGGCUGCCGAGAUUGAGGCCGGCUUUGUUGCCGCCGAGGGAGUGCCUGAAGAAGGGGAAUCUCGCGAGGAGACGGAGACCCGCUUCAUCAAGAAUCUCGCCCGUGCCAGCAGACGCGUUUCUACGCAGACUUUCGUCGAUGUUGCAGACCGUCACCUCAAGGACAAGACAGAUGCCAUUGCGCACAUCAUUCGCAACAUUGCGGAGCAGUGUCAGGCCGCCGUCGAGGGCCUGCAGCUAGCUCAAGAUGCCGAGCUAGGCACAGCUGAGACUUCGUUGCGGUCUCUGUCCAAAGGUCGCCGGGGGAGUAAUCUCUCCGUUGCUCCCAGCGAUGAUGGCCAGUCCGUCGCGACGUCCGAAGCCGGCGACGACAGCCUCCUCCGACCCAGCAGUGGUCGGGCCUCUAGCAUCCCACCCACACCGGAUCUCAUUCCCAACCGUAGCAGCACUAGCAUGUCGAUCGCUAGCACGGCCACGACCCCUGAGCGCACCUCCCAACAGUAUGUCAUUGGUCACGACAUCCCCACAAAGAUCGUCGAGGACGAUGAGGACGACCUCUCCGGCGACCGCAGCGAGGGGGAAAGCAACCCCAUCCCCCAGGAGCCGGGUAUUGUUGGUAAGCACGCCGAGAGCCUGAUCCACCGCCCUUCGGGUGCCCGGAUUAGCGCUCUGGGCAGCUCUCGCUGA
This is a messenger RNA of Lasiosphaeria miniovina, 2730 nucleotides long. RefSeq names its product AEX-3 domain-containing protein. NCBI's taxonomy places the organism in Eukaryota, Fungi, Ascomycota, Sordariomycetes, Sordariales, Lasiosphaeriaceae. The transcript has 5 exons. The coding region runs from base 1 to 2730 and encodes 909 amino acids. The record is from RefSeq and is a predicted model, not a curated record. Gene Ontology annotation, cellular component: cytoplasmic vesicle. Gene Ontology annotation, biological process: regulation of Rab protein signal transduction.